AUGGAUGCAUAUUCCAUUAAGGUCACGCCGCCCCAAAGCUCACCGCACUGGGUCCAGCCCUUCCAAGCAAGAGUGGCCCAAAUUGACGAAAUUUCGGGCAAUUCGAUCGAGCAUAACACUUCUGUUGGGGUGUUUGAUUUUAGUGGUCCAAUUGAAAUUGCCAUUACCUACCACCAUGCACCUAUUCGCACCGGCGUUGUCCGACCAUACUCCUACGGAAUCCGUCCUCAAAUUAUCAACAACACGAUCCAAUUCUCGCUACAGCAGCCUUGCAACCUCGUGAUUCAAAUCAAUGACAAUAUUUUUGAUACCAUACAGCUCUUUAUGAAUCCCAUCGAAACCAACGUCACGCGUGCCAAUGACCCUGACGUGUUGUACUUCGGGCCUGGUGUCAAUAAUGGGACCGCUAACAUCACAAAUGGGACCUUGUAUGUUCCAUCGGACAAGACGGUAUAUGUGGCUGGAGGAGGGUUGCUCGAUGCCCAAGUAGUGUUUCAGAAUGUCUCGAAUUCAGCAAUCAAAGGCCGAGGAAUCUUGGCGGCGAAAUCAUCAGGAGCUGUGCUUAUCGAAUCUUCAUCGAAUAUUACGGUGGAGGAUGUCGUUAUUCUCAAUCCCAAUGGUUACGCAUUGACUGCGGGAAUGAGCCAGGGAAUCAAUAUCCUAGGUAUCCGCGCCUUCUCCUCCAAAGGCAAUGGAGAUGGAAUCGAUCUCUUCUGCUGUCGUGAUGCUUUGAUAGAUGGAAUCUUCAUGCGCAACUCCGAUGACAAUAUCGCGCUCUACCAGCAUCGUUGGGAUUAUUAUGGGGACUCAAGCAACAUAACUGUGCAGAACUCCGCACUGUGGGCCGACUAUGCGCAUCCUAUCAAUGUGGGGACGCAUGGGAACACGCCGCAUCCGGAAGUCAUGGACGGCGUUACGAUCCGAAAUAUCGACAUUCUCAAUCACCACGAGCCUCAACUUGGGUACCAAGGCUGUAUUGCCAUUAAUGCAGGUGAUGGAAAUCUCAUUCAAAAUGUCCACAUCGAAAACAUUCGUGUGGAAAAUUUUCAGCUCGGCCAAUUGGUAAAUUUCCGUGUCAUGUACAACACAAAGUACAACACUUCCCCUGGUCGGGGAAUUCGAAAUGUGGUGGUCAAGGACCUCACUUACGAAGGUAACCAUGCCAAUCCUUCUUUGCUCCUCGGAUACGAUCGACAGCGACCGAUCACAAAUAUCACCUUCGUGAAUCUCCAAAUCAACGGGAAGAUCAUUGACGAUAAUAUGAAGAAGCCAUCGUGGUACUCCGCCGCUGACUUUGUCCCACUGUUUGCGAAUGAACACGUACACAAUUUGAGCUUUGUUUCUAAUUAA
Penicillium crustosum is the source of this 1350-nucleotide messenger RNA. Its product is annotated as putative endo-polygalacturonase. The transcript has a single exon. The coding region runs from base 1 to 1350 and encodes 449 amino acids. Lineage: Eukaryota; Fungi; Ascomycota; Eurotiomycetes; Eurotiales; Aspergillaceae. Gene Ontology annotation, molecular function: polygalacturonase activity. Gene Ontology annotation, biological process: carbohydrate metabolic process. The record is from RefSeq and is a predicted model, not a curated record.